Messenger RNA from Chlorella variabilis, 1086 nucleotides. RefSeq lists its product as hypothetical. The transcript is spliced from 7 exons. The record is from RefSeq and is a predicted model, not a curated record. Bases 1 to 1086 code for a protein of 361 amino acids. NCBI's taxonomy places the organism in Eukaryota, Viridiplantae, Chlorophyta, Trebouxiophyceae, Chlorellales, Chlorellaceae.
AUGCUUUGCUUCCUGCAGAGGCAGCAGCUAGCGCAGCCCCCACGAGCACACGAUAGCGCCUGCCAUCUGCGGCAGGAUGGCCCCGCGCUGGCGCAGCCCACGGGCCCCUCCCGGUCCGCCCUGCUCCGCCUCGCCCUGCUGGCGGCAUCCGCCACGCUGCCGCCGCUCGGCGCGCCGCACCCGGCCCACGCGGCAGCGGCGGCGGCGGCAGCCCUGCCGCCGAUACGUCCCGCAGCCGCGGCAGCAGCCGCGGGAGGGCCGCGCAGCUCGCUACUGCUGGACCCUCAGCUGCUGCCGAUGCCGCCAGGCCCCAUCGCCUUCCCUCGCCGCCAGCUGGACCUCAACUUUGCGGUGCUGCUGCUGCGCAGCGGGUACGAGGCCUGCGACGACCUGGACUUUGUGCCCAUGGACGAGUUCCAGAAGCGGUGUGUGUUCUGGAAGCUGCGGCAGUCGGAGUGGGAGCCCUACCUCCUGCUGCACUCUCCGCUGCGCAUCCUGCAGGGCCAGCUGACCGACCCUCUGUACUGUGACUUUAUCAUCUCAUGCCAGGCCUUCACAGCCAGCGCCGCGAUGCGGGAGGGGAGGCAGGUGUUUGAGGAAUAUGAUGAGGAGAGCGAGGCGAAGCGGUUGGUAUCGCGAGACCCCGCCCUGUCUGACAACGCGCUGCUGCCGGAGCGGUACUUUGAGAGGCACGGCGAGCUGAUCUACCGCGGCCUGGUGGAAGGGUUCAGGGGGGAGCAGUUUGGGGGGCCGCCGCCCUGUGCACCAGGCGCCUCCUCUCAAGAGCUGCUGGCGGGUGUGCAGCGCCUGCUGGACAUUUUUGUGGCCAAGGGGUUUGCGCUGAAGGCCACCCUCACUCCCCACACCAGCAGCGGCGGCGGCGGCGGCGGCGGUUUCACAGUUCGGCUAGACGGCCCGGCCAACCUGUGGAGCCUACAGGCGCUGGCGGCGCGCCGCUCUUCCGUGUACCAGCAGCACGAUGCGGCGGCGGUGGCCGCCUUCCUGCGGGCCAGCGGGCGCAGCAGCAGCUGCCGCCUGGCCUGGAGCGACACGGCGGUGACGCAGGAGUGGAGCCUGCAGGCCUGA